Prorocentrum cordatum is the source of this 399-nucleotide messenger RNA. The record is from the annotation of a GenBank genome assembly. Lineage: Eukaryota; Dinophyceae; Prorocentrales; Prorocentraceae.
AUGAGCACCGCGCCAGGCAUCGAGACGUGGCCUGGGUGGGUCGCCCUGGGUGACGACGGCACUGAUGAGGACGACCGCUUCGUCACUCAUGAGGACGAGGAGGUGGACAAUGGGGACGAAGAGGAAGGCGCUCCAGUGACGCUUGCGGAGCCCGGGGAGUGGCGCACGAGGGGCCAGAGAUUGCGCAAGCUCGCGGCGCUCAAGAAGGAGGACACCAGCCUCCCCGACAGGCACCUGAACCGUGCCGUCGAGGCGAACCAGCAGCUGAUGAGCUCCAUCUCCAGGCGCUGCGGCGCGCCCGAGGGAUGGGCGGAGGCCGUGGCGCAGACGAAGGCGCUCGAGGCGAUGCAGCAACACUUGUUGGAGGAGAUGAGCUUGCCCGUGCACGAAGUCGGACAG